UUCAAGCAUUCGGAUCCCCAGUAGGAGAUUGGGACUAUCUGUAAUCUGACGCGUAAACAUCCUUCAGACUUCUGGUUUGCUUUAUAUCGUCCGGACUAUACUUUUUUUACCCCCCUCCGGCUUAGCAAGACUUUGGAGAAGUGGACUGGUUCCUGCCAACAAAUUCCACCUUAUCUGUCGGCUCUGAAUUAUAUAUAUAUAAAAAAUAAUAAUAAUAAUUAUUGCAUUUGUGUGAAUUUGUUGGUGCAGAUCCUUUCGGAUGUUUUAAGGAUCCGGCAAGCUGUAUAUGGAAGUUGUGGGGUGCAAGGUGAAAGAAAGCAGUUGCACAUUGCGUCCAGCAGCCAUGCUUUUCCACGGCAUCUCUGGGGAUCAUAUUCAAGGGAUCAUGGAGGAGAUGGAGAGGAGAUCUAAAACGGAGUCUCGUCUGGCUAAAACCGUACAGAUGAACGGGCGAGAGACGACGAUGCCCUCCAUGAGUCCAGAGAAGCCUGCCUUGUGCGCCGGCUGCGGUGGCAAAAUCUCCGACAGAUACUACUUACUCGCCGUUGAUAAACAGUGGCAUUUACGGUGUCUAAAGUGUUGUGAAUGUAAACUGGCCCUCGAGUCCGAGCUGACGUGUUUCGCAAAGGAUGGCAGCAUUUACUGCAAAGAGGAUUACUACAGAAGGUUCUCUGUGCAGAGAUGUGCCCGCUGCCACCUCGGGAUCUCUGCUUCGGAAAUGGUGAUGCGUGCCAGGGACUCCGUGUACCAUCUGAGCUGCUUCACCUGCACCACAUGCAACAAAACACUGACCACGGGCGACCAUUUCGGCAUGAAAAACAACUUAGUUUACUGCCGGGUUCACUUCGAGACCCUUAUUCAGGGAGAGUAUCACCCUCAAUUAAACUACGCUGAAUUAGCGUCCAAAGGCGGAGGGCUUGCGCUGCCUUACUUCAAUGGCACCGGCACAGUGCAGAAAGGAAGACCUCGGAAGAGAAAGAGUCCAGCAAUGGGGAUAGAUAUCGGCAGUUACAACUCAGGUUGUAAUGAAAACGAAGCAGACCAUUUGGAUCGGGAUCAACAGCCCUACACUCCUUCCCAGAAAACCAAACGCAUGCGUACAUCAUUUAAACACCAUCAGCUUCGCACCAUGAAGUCCUACUUUGCCAUAAACCACAACCCUGACGCCAAGGACUUAAAACAACUUGCCCAAAAGACAGGCCUGACCAAGAGAGUUCUUCAGGUUUGGUUCCAAAAUGCACGGGCCAAAUUCAGAAGGAACGUUUUGCGGCAGGAGAAUGGGGGUGUUGAUAAGGCUGACGGCACGUCACUUCCACCACCCUCUUCCGACAGCGGUGCUCUGACCCCACCCAGCACGGCCACCACACUAACUGACCUGACAAAUCCCUCUAUCACCGUAGUAACAUCAGUGACCUCUAGUUUGGACAGCCACGAAUCUGGGAGUCCCCCACAAACUACCUUGACAAACCUUUUCUAACACGGAUUUGUCUUUUAUCCCCCUUUAAUUUCAGAUGUUUUUUUUUUAUUAUUUUUUUUUUUUUGCUCUUUACAAAAAACACCCUUCGGCAACCAGAAACAGACCUUUGGAAAAUAAUAUAAACAAAAACGAAUGACAAGAAGACCUACUAAAUUUGUAGCAUUUGCAACCACGUGGCAGCUGAGUUUGUAGUACUUGUCAAUUAUUUGUUUUUGUGUUAACACUUUUAGAUCUGAGCAGUGCUGUAAAUUUGCACAGUGAGCACUUAUACAGCUGAUAUUCAGAGUUUGUGAGUUUUUUUUACUUCUCUAAAAAACAAAAAACACAAUUAUAAUGUGAUUUUCAGUUUUCCGUAACACAUUAAAGGAAUGUUCUUUAAGUUAGGCUCAAUCGACAGCAUUUGUGACAUAAUGUUGAUUACCACAAAAAAAUAAUUUCGACUCGUCCCUCCUUUUCUUGGCACUUGGUACAGUGUGACACUUACAAUGGAAGUGAAUGGGGCCAGUUCGUAAAUAGUAAAAUACUCACUAUUUCAAAAGUAUAGCCACAAGACAUAAACAAUAUGCAUGUAAACAUGAUUUUAGUGUGAUAAAAUUGCUGACUUACCUUUACUAAUAACAUUAUAUCCAAUUUUACAACUUUGUUGCCAUGACGUCGUAACUCCAUAAAGCCUAGUACCCUAAAAUGACGAUUUAAACAAUUGUAUAGCUAAAAUAAUAUGCACCUUUUAACAGAAUAAUUAAUGUAUGGGCUUUUAUAAAACGAUAAGCUUCACAUUUCUGUCUGUAAACCCUCCAAAAAUUGGCCCCAUUCACUUCCAUUGUAAGUGCCUCACUGUCACUUCGAUUUUUCAUUUUUUCAAGAAAAGGAGGGAUGAGUCGAAAUAAUUUUUUGUGGUAAUCAACAUUAUGCCAUAAAUGCUGUCGAAUGAGCAUAACUUGUAUUGAAUCAAAAAUAUUCCUUUAAGGAACCACCAGAUAUACUAAAAAAUGUACACACAGUACAUAAGCAUACAUGCAUUUCUAGUAUAGAAACUGAAAUAUAAUUUAAGCAAAACAAAUUUCGUAUUUCAAAAACGAAUUCCAGAUUUGAAGAUAUUUUGAAUUAAACUAUUAACUACAGUGUCUUGCAUUCUGCAGGAUUUAACAGAAUUCCAUUUUUUUGAAUAGGGAAUGUUUUAGGUUCUAGCACACAGAGAUCAUUCUAGACUUUUUAUAUCAUAGUAGCCCUCAAGUCAGAACUCAAAUGCCAGGUGGAUGCUGUGACCUCACUUUAGGUGCAUUCUGUCACUGAGAAUAGAUUGCAGUGAAUGACUGAGUGAUAGCUGUUCAAAAUAUUACCAGCGAAUCUUACCACAAAGUGGUGAAAAAUCAAUUCUGUAGAUUCUAUUUUCAAGGAUAAGCAAAUAAAUGCUCAUUGACAAUAUGGAAACCCAGUAAUAUGCAUAUGACUGUGAUUUGGGAAUGCUAAGCUCUUAUUGAUCUUAUAAAUUUGGAAAAUUCAGAAUUCAGGCUAAUUAGAGGAGGAAAAAUCAGUCACUUAUUCCCCCCCGCCCCACUCAAUAUUAAAGCAUAUGCUUUUUUUAUUCUUUAAACAGACCCUUGCCACUGAACAGACCAAAAAAACAUAUUUAUUGUGGGCUUGGAGGCUCAAGUGCAGGACAGUUUAAGAUUGGCCGGGCCCUUUGCUAGGGUGUAACAUGUCCUUGUGUGAUGACAAAUUUGUUCUGUUGUAGAACAAAGUGGUACACUAGAUCUACAUCAUGAAGUAGAUGCUUAACUCAGUUCUACUAUGUGCCUUAUGCGAUAGCUUGGAGAGAGUUUGUGAAAUUCAGGAGAUACAUGUUUGUUUGUUCAAUGAUUUACAUCCUUGGAACUAGUUUUGUACUGUUCUGUUUUUCAUCAGAUUUUUUGAAGAUCUUUUUAAUGGUGUAUUCUGUUACAAGGGGGCAGCGAUGUCAUAGAAAGCAGUUGUGCACUCUUUCAGAUCUAGUUGGUAAAUCCGAGAAUCAUAUAUAUUGACCUUCGUGUUAAUAGUUCAGUACGUGUUCUAUCAAGAUUGUCCAUGUUUCCUUGUUUCUUGAAAAGAUGGUGUAUAGAAACUAUUUCCCCUAAAUAUUUAUGGACCAAACAAGUUGUUAUAUCUUAUUAAAUAUGUGAAUAAAAAAAUACUUUGCUUUACAA
Molecule: messenger RNA, 3660 nt
Organism: Myxocyprinus asiaticus (Chinese sucker)
Lineage: Eukaryota; Metazoa; Chordata; Actinopteri; Cypriniformes; Catostomidae
Product: LIM/homeobox protein Lhx9
Exons: 5
Coding region: 287-1477 (396 amino acids)
Biological process (GO): regulation of transcription by RNA polymerase II; neuron differentiation
Cellular component (GO): nucleus
Molecular function (GO): RNA polymerase II transcription regulatory region sequence-specific DNA binding; DNA-binding transcription factor activity, RNA polymerase II-specific
Source: RefSeq, a predicted model, not a curated record